AUGGUCAAUCAAAGGAGAAAAUACAGCAAUGAAGAGAGACAAACACUUUAUGCGACUGUGCAGAGGAUCUGGACUGAUGGACAACGUGGUGGUGUUGAAGGAGUCAAUAGCAAGAAGCCGAAGAAUUAUGGUUGCAAAAGAAUUGCAUUCGAUGCCGAUGCCAUCAAAGAGAUCCCGCCAUCUAAGAGAACUACCCUCAAGGAUCUGGCCAAUGAAUUGCAUAUGGCAAAGGCCACUUUGUUUAGGCGGCUGAAGGAGGGCAGAUUUAGGUGGUACACUAAUGCGAUCAAGCCGACUAUCACCGAAGAAAAAAAGAAAGCUAGGAAAUUUUACUUGGCAAAUGACGAGGAGGAUCCAUUGAGAACCACGCAGAGCAAGCACUUCAUCGAGAAGGUUAUGUUUCUUGCAGCCGUUGCUAGACCAAGAUUUGAUGCAGAAAAAAACAUUACAUUCGAUGGGAAGAUUGGCAUCUUUCCAUUUGUGACCGAGAAGCCAGCUGAAAGGAGUAGUGUGAAUCGACCGAAAGGUACUAUGGAAACUAAGGUGUUGCCGACGGUCACCAAGGAGGUUAGUCGUGAUUACCUGGUGAACAAAGUAUUGCCAGCUAUCAAGGAGAAGUGGCCCGAAGAAGAUCGUGGUAGGCCAAUCAUCAUUCAACAAGAUAAUGCAAAAACUCACAUUUCAGUCCAUGAUCCAGAGUUUGUAGCAGCAGCCACCUCCGAUGGGUUUGACAUUCAGCUUACAUGUCAGCCACCCAACUCUCCUGAUACCAACAUUCUAGACUUGGGUUUAUUUGCUGCACUUCAGUCUUUGUUCCAAAAGUCAUCUCCAAGAUCUCUCAAGGACAUAGUCACAAAGGUAAUUCAAGCUUGGGAUGAAUAUCCGGUUGUCAGGAGCAACCGUGUCUUUUUAACCCAUCAAACAUGCAUGCGAGAGAUCAUGAGGUUGAAAGGAGAACACAAGUACAAGAUCCCGCAUAUCGGCAAACAAGCUAUGGAGAGACUUGGUGCACUUCCAGCUGGGCUGCACUGUGAACCCACUAUUGUGAGUGAGGCUACAGAGUUCCUAAAUGGGACUACACAGGAGUAG
Brachypodium distachyon (stiff brome) is the source of this 1089-nucleotide messenger RNA. RefSeq lists its product as uncharacterized. Gene Ontology annotation, molecular function: nucleic acid binding. The record is from RefSeq and is a predicted model, not a curated record. NCBI's taxonomy places the organism in Eukaryota, Viridiplantae, Streptophyta, Magnoliopsida, Poales, Poaceae. The coding region runs from base 1 to 1089 and encodes 362 amino acids. The transcript is spliced from 3 exons.